AUGUUACUCAGCAGACGAGGCUCGAUUUGCAGUGAGCGCCAUGAUGAAGAUGGCCUACUUGGCAAAAACGCCCAGUUCAUUUCAGAGCGUGUAACGUCUUCGAGAUGGCUAUUUAUUCUCAUUCUCGGAUCAUUGGCCCUAAAUGUCGUUCUUUUCUGUAUUGUUUUUCUCCAUGAUAGUUCUGAGCGUCUAUACCGCAUGCCUCAAUUAUUAUACUCUCCCGCCCAAGAUGCUAUUCGUUAUGAAGUGAAAAAGUUUCAUCGAGGUUUUGGGGAACAAAAAACAAUAUACCAAGGAGAUCCUUCUCCAGAAGUCGACAAAAUAUGGAAGAGUCUGUACAACGAAAUUGGUAUAAGCAGAUUAUCUCGAGAGCAAGCAGAGCUUCUUCCGAAUCGCACAUACCCAUUCAUGGGAGAUGACGGGUAUUACAUAGCUGAGUUGGCUGUCUUCCAUCAGCUACAUUGUGUUGUAUCGUUAUUCAAAGACUACUAUCAAACGGUCCUCAGUCCAGAAGAGUUCGACGAUGUGCAAGGCUCGUAUGGGCGUGACCAUAUUAGCCACUGCCUAGAUGCCGUUCGGGAGGCAAUCAUGUGUGCGUCUGACGUUAGUGUCAUUACUUGGCAGUGGAAUGACCAAGCAAAAAAGGCUCUAGGCCAUGGCGAUGUUCUUCACACCUGUCGAAGCUUCGAAAAAAUUCAGGAAUGGGCAGCUGAGAAUCAAGCGGUGGUGGACUUCAACGCCGAGAUCUUCGUCAAAGGCGACCCCGUUGUGGAUGGCGUUGACUGA
This is a messenger RNA of Metarhizium acridum CQMa 102, 786 nucleotides long. The record is from RefSeq and is a predicted model, not a curated record. Lineage: Eukaryota; Fungi; Ascomycota; Sordariomycetes; Hypocreales; Clavicipitaceae.